AGCACAACACAAAGGCUCUUUUCAGAGCCACCACUUACUCGUGAGAAAGCUUCCAUGUGUGUCCUUCAAAGUUCGGGUGCCGGAAACCUUCGUUUGCUGGUCACGGCUCUCACGAGUCGUCAGGCUGCUUUUUGCAUCCUAGGUCCCUUAACGAUGUCUGGACGCGGCAAGACCGGUGGCAAAUCUCGCGCCAAGGCAAAGUCCCGCUCUUCCCGCGCCGGCCUGCAGUUCCCCGUGGGUCGCGUUCACAGGCUGCUCCGCAAGGGCAAUUACGCCCAGCGGGUCGGCGCUGGAGCACCCGUCUACCUGGCCGCCGUGCUCGAGUACCUUUCUGCCGAGAUCCUCGAGCUGGCUGGCAAUGCCGCCCGCGACAACAAGAAGACGAGGAUCAUCCCCCGACACCUGCAGCUCGCCGUGCGAAACGACGAGGAGCUCAACAAGCUCAUGGGCGGCGUGACUAUCGCCCAGGGCGGUGUGCUGCCCAACAUCCAGGCCGUGCUGCUGCCCAAGAAGACCUCUCAGGCAAAGAAGUGAACGCGCCGCCGCCUCUACCACCACAACAACGGCUCUUUUCAGAGCCACCCACUUGCUUGCAAAGAGCUCGGACAGUCGUGCACAGGGGUUUUGUUAUUAAUAAGGACACCGUCGUCGAGUUGCCCUCGUCCCAAAUUGCUCGCAAUUAAACGAAUGCUCUGCUCAUUCCAGAUACCCUUUAUGUCUAAUUUAGGAACGGUAUUUGAGCAGCAUUCCAACAUUGCAUCAAUCAUGGAACAUGGUUUAGAAUAAAUUAUGAUGCCUAUUGGAAGAAAGUAUCGUGUUUUUUUAAAGAAUAAAACUCGCUCUUUUUGAGCGGUCAGAUUACAUGUGAAGAGGAGUCGGUGAAUGGUUCAAGCACUUUAAGGGAUCUGCGAGCCACCCUCACGCACCACGCAAACACGACAUCUCCGCUCUCACGACAACACGCACCAAUCGCACGCGCGGGGAAGAGCUGGACGGGGGGGUCAGGGGUUAAAGGGCAGACACCGCUGGUUUCAAGUUCAUUUCAAGUUCAUUUAUUAGGUAUAGCCCUGUGAGCCAUUCAGCUCUUGAAUCGGGUGCAACCGCAACAAACAAAAAACAUGAACAAAAAACAUCUUAAAGUGAAUAUGUGACUAAGUGCAAACAGAAAAUCCAAGAAAAGACAGCAAAAAUAUUGCAGAAAAAACACCGUACACCAACGCUGUGUGCAAAAAUCCCAGUGGGAUGCAAGUCAAACAACAACAACAACCACAAGACAACUUAGAUUAAGGCCAUCAGUCUAACUCUGUACUACAACAACACAAACAUGGCUAAACCAAUACACUUUUCGAAAUCACCAAAAUAAAGCCAUGAAAGCAAUGAAAAAGCAAUCAUAGGAACUGUGACGGAAUUUUCACAAUAAAUGGCAUAAACAACAUGUACUACCAAAACCCUGCAGCCAUAGCUGGCUGCAUGAGUCACUCCACAGCAGGUCGCAAGAGACUGCGCGUGGCGCUUUGUGUUGCCGUUGCCAUGAAUCGUCGAAGCGCGUUCACGAUCUGUUGUUCUCCUGUAACGCGGUGGUCAUUUCGAUUUAAAGCUUUCGUGACUGCAGGGAUUCAUCUGCUUGGUUCUUUCGGUAAAGUCACGUAAGAUGGAAAUAAUAAAAUAAUAAUAAAACAAAAAAGUAAUUGUAAAAUUUUAUUAUUAAAAUAAAAAUGCUAUUUAAUAAUAAACUAAUGAAAAUAAAAAUAAUAAGUAAAAGGUUUCUUUUUAUUAUUUU
Molecule: messenger RNA, 1780 nt
Organism: Lethenteron reissneri (Far Eastern brook lamprey)
Lineage: Eukaryota; Metazoa; Chordata; Hyperoartia; Petromyzontiformes; Petromyzontidae
Product: histone H2A-like
Cellular component (GO): nucleosome
Molecular function (GO): DNA binding; structural constituent of chromatin; protein heterodimerization activity
Source: RefSeq, a predicted model, not a curated record